UUAGGUUAUUCUUUGGUUUUGGACUGUUUUUUAUUCAUUUACUUUAAGGUUUAAGGGAAAUAGAGGGAUUAUUGUGUAUAAUAAUUUAGGUGGUGUUAGAUUAUCGUUUGUAAGUUAGAUUUUGUAUCAUCGCAAAUAUGCCAGAAACAAAAGCUGAAAGUAAAACUUCUCCACUGGCACAUCCAUUGCCCGGCGAAGAAAUCGUAAUAUCAGGGUUGGCUGGCCAUUAUCCAGACUCCCACAACGUCAACCAUUUCCGAGACAACCUCUUCAACAAAGUGGACAUGGUGUCUUCGGAAAGCAGACGUUGGGAGCACGUCCAUCCUGAAAUACCCAAACGUACCGGCAUGGUUUACAACCUGCACAAGUUCGACGCCUCCUUCUUCGGUCUUUCCAACAGCCAGAGCGACACCUCCGAUCCUCUCCUUCGUAUGACCCUCGAAAGAGCUGUGGAGGCGAUCUUCGAUGCCGGCAUCCACCCUGACGAGCUCAAAGGCACCAAAACUGGUGUCUACGUUGGGGUUUGCUUCUCUGAGUCGGAGAAGGUUUGGUUCUUCGACCGAAUCGGCCAGAAUGGAACGGCCAUUACUGGGUUGGAAAGAUCCAUGGUGGCCCACAGGGUUAGCUACUAUUUGAAGCUGAGUGGCCCGUCUUACAUCACUGAUACUGCCUGCAGUAGCUCUUUGUAUGCCAUGGAACAUGCCUACAGGGAUCUCAGGACUGGAGUCUGCGACAAGGCCAUCGUGGCUGGUGCCAAUCUGUGUCUUCAUCCGUUUGUUUCCUUGCAAUUUGCUAGAUUGGGAGUCUUAAGCCAGGACGGAGCCUGCAAAUGCUUCGACACCGCCGGCGACGGCUACGCCAGAUCCGAGGCAAUAUGCGCCAUAGUCUUGGAAAGAGCCAAAGACGCACGAAGGAUUUACGGCACCGUGGUCCAUGCCAAGACCAACUGCGACGGUUACAAACCCGAAGGUAUCACCUUCCCUUCCGGGGAGAUGCAGCAAACCUUGCUGGAGGAGUUUUACGAGGAGUGCAACGUCGAUCCUUUGUCGCUGACGUUUUUGGAGGCUCACGGCACCGGGACGAAAGUGGGUGAUCCGCAGGAGAUAGACGCCAUCGACAAGGCCAUGUGCAAGAACCGUACCGUUCCUCUUCUGAUUGGUUCGGUUAAGUCCAGCAUUGGGCAUAGCGAACCGUCCUCGGGCAUGUGCUCAUUGACGAAAUGCAUAAUUGCAAUGGAAAACGAAAUGGUACCCCCGAAUCUUCACUUCAAGUCCCCCAGGGAGGGACUCAAGGCUUUGGAGCAGGGGAAGUUGAAGGUGGUUACGGAAUGCACGCCUCUCAAAGGUGAAGGGCUCUUGGGGAUAAAUAGUUUUGGGUUUGGGGGUGGGAACUGUCACAUAUUGUUAAGGUGGAACAAGAAACAUAAGGUGAAUAAGGGUUUGCCCAAGGAUGAUUUGCCCAGGCUUGUUGUCGUUAGUGGUAGGACGAAGAAAGCUGUGAAGACUUUCUUCAAGCAUAUUUCUACUGGUAACUUUGAUGCUGAGUAUUUCAGGCUACUUCAUCAGCUUUUCAGCAAAGACAUACUUUGCCACGUGUAUCGUGGAUACAUGAUUGUAAGCAAAAAUGGAGUGAUCAAGCAGGAUUUUGACUUCUUCUCUGGAAAGUUGCCCAACCUGCACGUUGCCUUUGGUUGUUUGUACAAUAGUUGGCAAAAUUUAGCCGGUGGUUUACUCGAGUACUCAAACUUUAAAGCUACACUCCAAAGAAUACAACAUGUCUUGGAGUCCUCUAAAGUCAACAUACUGAAAAUUAUGACUGGUACUCAGUUAACGCCUCUAGAAAACAUUUUGGGGGGUGUUUCUGUGGGUAUUGCCAUAAUCGACAUCUUGAAAGACUUAGGACUUAAACCCAAAGGGUAUAUAACUGUAUCUUAUGGACAACUUUUGGCUGCUUACUAUGAUGGACUUCUCACUCUAGAAAAAACUAUUUUAAGUGCUUAUGUCAUCGGAAAAAACACUCCAAAUCCUCCUGAGAAGGUUGUGUACUAUCAAAUUGAGCUGCCAUUGGAAAAGAUAAAGCAAAACCUGCCAGAAAAAGUUGACAUAAUCGCAGUCAUCUCCGAAAGAUCAGCUAUCAUCGGAGGAAAUGAAAAGACCAUGAAUAACUAUGUCAACAACCUGAAGGCUAUUUCGGUAAAAUGCAAAGAAGUCAGCUCCAACAUCCUGGUUAUCAGUAAAAACUCAUUUUUGAAAAACAAGAGCCUUCACGAAGAGCUGACCCAGAUAAUUGGAGCCCCAAAAAGGUGGUCGACACCUUUAAUGACCGGACUAGAAACAUUCUCAGCUGAAACUUUAAUAAACAACAUGAUAAACCCCAUUUUCAUUCCAAACCGUCUGGAACAGAUCAUCAUAGAAGAGUCCUUUCUGGAUUUGGGCACCGGAUUUAUAUCAAAAUGUUGGGGAUCCGAAUCCCAGGCACUAGAGAAGUGCAUUGUGCCCAUUGGAAACAACGAGAAGUUCAAUUUCAGUAAUUUGUUAGAGCUUAUUGGACGAUUGUACAUCAUCGGCUUGAACCCAACAGUCCACAAACUGUACCCAGAGGUGCCGUAUCCAGUUUCCAAAGGUACUCCCAUGAUUUCACCCAGCAUCAGGUGGAACUGGAGCCAGGAUUGGUUCGUCUGCAAGUACGACACUCGAGUGAGCGUGAAAAACGGCCAAAAGGUCAUCCUCAUCUCCGGUAGGGCUGAAGGUUGGUCCUUCAUCUUGGGUCAUGUCAUUGACGGAAGGAACUUGGUGCCUGCAACUUGUUAUCUGCAACUCGUUUGGGAAACUUUGGCUUACAUCAACGGAGUAAUCAUUUCUGACAUGAAGAUAGUGUUUGAGAAUUGCAGGUUCCUUCGUGCUUCCACGUUGCUGAGGGACAAUGUUGUUGAGCUGACGGUGAUGGUGCAACGUGCCUCUGGAAGUUUUGAGGUCAUUGAGGGCGACCAAACUGUUGUUAAAGGCAUAGUUAAGUCUCUGCCCAUUAACGACGCUGACAGAAUAGAUCUGCCCUUACAAGUUGGUGUUGACAAUGAUGAUUAUCUACCUAUGACGAAGAAGGACAUUUAUAAAGAACUUAGACUACGUGGUUAUAACUACAGGGGUGAGUUCAGGGCUGUUGAGAAUUGCAAUGCUGAAGCUACGAGAGGUUCAAUCAAGUGGACUGGCAAUUGGAUAACGUUCAUGGAUAAUAUGCUUCAAAUGAAGAUAUUACAAAUUGACACUCGAUUACUGUAUGUACCAACAGGCAUAAAAAAGCUGACAAUAAAUGCCAAAAAACAUCUGGAACUUUGGAAGAACGAUGGCCAACAUGUGGAUGUCCCUGUAUAUUUGUAUAAGGACAUAGAUAUUAUAAGGACGGAUGCCAUUGAGAUACAAGGCUUGAACGCAGCUUCAAUUGCCUUAAGAAGACCUUUGGGAACACCAGUGCUGGAGAAAUAUGAGUUUGUACCAAAUAUUUGCUCGUUGAACAUCCAUCACUCCGUAAGAGUCAACAUGCAGAUCAUUUUAGAAAACCUUUUUAGCAUCAAAGUUAAGGUGGUCGAAUUUUUGGACGAAGCUUCGACUGAAGGUGUAGAAAUUUUGUCACCAAUCAUCCAAGCAGUCUUAGGUGACCUACCACUGAUUCAACCCAACUUAACCGUGUUGACCAAUGACACAGAAUUGAAGCUAAAUAAUAUUACAGUCGAAAAUAGGAAGCUGACGACUGAAAGCGAUUGUCACUUGAUUGUUGGCAGCUGCAUAUUUAAAAGAAACUUCAUCCACGACCAAGUCUUUACAGCUCUGAAGGAAAAUACUUUCGUCUUAAGUCGUGAAGCUGUAGACAUGGAUUUAUCCACUGUAGAUCCAUCCUUCACCAUCUUCACCGUUCACCAAAUGGAGAACGAAAAACUGAUACUCUUCAGGAAGAAAAUCGAAGUGAAAGAGUACACCUCAAUAGAAAUAUCAGAUGCAAAUCUGCAGUUUAAUUGGCUGGAAAAGCUAAAGCCGGCUGUGAAGAACGACGAACACAUCAUAGCCUUUGCCCAGGAUCACCCUACAAGUGGAAUACUGGGUUUGAUAAAUUGUUUGAGACGGGAACCUGGAGGAGGCAAUAUAAAGACCUUUUUCAUCAUGGAUCAGGGCCUACCAAAAUUUAAUAUGCACGAACCAAUGUACAGUGAGCAAUUGUCUAAAAGUAUGGCAAUCAACGUCUUCAAGGACGGAAGUUGGGGCACCUAUCGUCAUCUACUUCUGGAUGAAGCUGCUGAAGUUGAGUCUGAACAUUGCUUUGUCAAUGUUACCACUAAAGGUGAUCUGUCUAGCUUAAAAUGGAUUGAAGGUCCACUUAAGAACGACCACUCUGCAAACGCUGAGCAGUCGGUGGUUCAUAUUUACUACUCCGCCUUGAACUUCAGGGACGUGAUGACGGCGGUUGGAAGAAUAAGCGCUGACGUUAUAACCAUGGACAGGACCGAACAGGAGUGUGUACAAGGAUUUGAAUUCUCCGGUCGUGACAACAGUGGCAAAAGGGUGAUGGGUAUGAUAAAUAAAGGAGCACUGGCCACCAUGGUGAUGUCAGACACAAGCCUGACUUGGGAGGUGCCAGACCAUUGGACCUUAGAAGAAGCUGCGACUGUACCUGUGGUUUACGCUACUGUAAUCUACGCUUUAGUAACAAGAGGCCACAUGAAACGCAGUGACAAAAUACUGAUUCACUCAGGAAGUGGUGGCGUUGGCCAAGCUGCCAUCCAUUUCGCCCUUCAUUUCGGUUGUCAAGUUUACACCACUGUGGGUACCGAAGAGAAAAGGGAGUUCUUGAAGAAAAGGUUCCCACAGUUAAAAGAUCACCACAUUGGCAACUCCAGAGACACCUCCUUCGAAACCAUGAUCAAAAACCAAACGAACGGCAGAGGUGUGGACAUAGUGCUCAAUUCUCUCGCUGAAGAGAAGCUUCAGGCGUCAGUACGUUGCUUGGCCAGGGGUGGAAGGUUCUUGGAGAUCGGAAAGUUCGAUCUUGCCACCAAUAACACGCUUCAGCUGCAGUUCCUGGAGAAGGAAGCGUCGUUCCAUGGCGUUAUGUUGGAUCACAUGUUCAAUGAAAGUCCAGCCAUGAAGAGAUCAAUUAGAGCAACCUUGACGCACGCCAUCAACGAAGGCAGCGUGGUACCUUUGUCCAGGACCGUGUUCCAGAGCGACGAAAUUGAGAAGGCUUUCCGAUUUAUGACCAGUGGCAAGCACAUGGGGAAGGUGUUGAUAAAAGUUAGAGAACCGGAAAAGGAGAUCCAAACUUAUCCGGGAAUAAAGAAGUUUAAAGGAAUUCCAAGAUACUCAUGCAACCCAAACAACUCCUUCAUUAUAAUCGGAGGACUUGGAGGAUUUGGCUUGGAACUGGCUGAUUGGCUGGUGCUCAGAGGUGCCAGAAAACUAGUGUUGACGUCCAGAUCCGGCAUAAAAACUGGCUACCAAUCGCUACGAAUUAGAACAUGGAAAUCUUACGGUGCCACCAUCAAAAUAUCAACAGCAGACGUAAAAACCAAAGAGGGCUGCGUCCAAUUGUUCAAAGAAGCUGAUAGUUUAGGGCCAGUUGAAGGACUCUUCAACCUCGCCGUGGUUUUGAAGGAUGCCCUCUUCGAGAACCAGAACCCAGAAACGUUCACUGAAUCCUUUGGACCUAAAGCUGUGGCUACCAUUAACCUGGAUGAGAUUUCUAGGAGGAUGUGUCCCAAUUUAAGGGACUUCGUGAUUUUUUCCUCGGUCUCCUGUGGCAGAGGCAACUCCGGCCAAACCAAUUACGGUAUGGCCAAUUCUGUCAUGGAAAGGAUUUGUGAGAAACGUAAAAAUGAAGGGUACCCAGCUUUGGCCAUCCAAUGGGGUGCCAUUGGAGAGGUGGGAUUGGUGGCGGAAAUGCAGGAAGAAAGCUUCGAGAUGGAGAUUGGAGGCACCCUCCAGCAACGAAUAUCCAAUUGCCUAAAAGUCUUGGACGUGUUUUUGAGGCAAUCGUCUCCAGUUGUGGGAAGCAUGGUGGUGGCAGAGAAACGUGGUGGAGCUGGAAGUGCUGACAACAUCGUCGACGCAGUGGCCAAUAUUUUAGGUAUAAGAGACCUGAAGUCCAUAAGUUUACAUUCACCGCUGGCUGAGCUGGGCAUGGAUAGUAUGACAGCCGUGGAAAUCAAACAAACCCUUGAACGAGAAUAUGACGUGUUCUUGACUGCCCAGGACAUCAGAGGAAUGACCUUUGCCAAAUUGAAAGAGAUUCAGGAAAAUCAAGAGAGUAACGCCAACAAAGAAAAGGCACUGAUGGGCAUGGACAUGUUGGUUAGGUUAAUGGGAGACGAAGGUACCUGCAAAAUACCCUUCGUAACAUUAGAGUCCAACAUUGAAGAAGCCAAUGGCAAGAAGAUACUGUUUUUCCCUGGCCUGGAAGGCAUUGGAAGCGUUCUGACUCCUUUAACCAAAAACUUGAAGGCCGAAAUUGUCUCUUUACAAUACAGCGUGGAGGAUCAAGCCGAUACUGUAGUGGAUAUGGCCUCAAGUCUUCUGGAGAACACCAAGAAGCACAUCAGCAAGGAAGAACCGUUUAUAAUCAUAGGGUUCUCGUUUGGUGCAAUCGUAGCUUUAGAAGUCAUCGGAAUGUUGGAGAAGGAAGGUUACGAAGGUAAGUUCAUAAGUUUAGAUGGUGCUCCAGCUCAGCAAGUCGAAAUUUCCACCAUGUUGGAUGUUGCAUCAGCCAAUAACUUCGAGACCAGUUUGGCACUGCAUUUGUUCGCACUUUAUGUGCCUUUUGAAGUCAUCGCGAAGCAAAAGGAGGAAAUCUUUAGAUGCAACGGCUUCGAGGCGAAGAUCAAGAAGGCUCAAGAGUAUGGAGGUGACAAAAACCCACAUGAUCCUCAUUACCAACUAGUUUCUUCAGUGGCUUUGUAUAAGAGGAUUAAAGGACUGCUAAAUUAUAAACCGUCCUACGAGAAGAUUUCAUCUAAGACAAGCCUCUUCAAGCCGAAAUUGAACAGCAUGCACAUUAUCAAGGAUGAUUACAAGCUCAGCCAGAUGUUGAACCAAGAAGUUGAUGUGAGGAUUUUUGAAGGCAACCAUUUGACCAUCUUGAACAACGAAGACAUGGCGAAGGCUAUAAACGAGAUUGUGCAUGGAAAAGUGGAGGAGGAAGCAGCACAAACAAAGGAACCAAACGAAUCUGGCGACAAAUAAUUUUUUUCCAGAAAAUACUCCUUUUAGAACUUAGUUGGUUUUAAAGAUCUCAUAUUGUAUUUAUUGUUGUAAUAUAAUGUUAGAAAUAAAAAUAAUAUUUAAAUUAA
Aethina tumida (small hive beetle) is the source of this 7333-nucleotide messenger RNA. Its product is annotated as fatty acid synthase. NCBI's taxonomy places the organism in Eukaryota, Metazoa, Arthropoda, Insecta, Coleoptera, Nitidulidae. Bases 138 to 7226 code for a protein of 2362 amino acids. The transcript is spliced from 27 exons. Gene Ontology annotation, biological process: fatty acid biosynthetic process. The record is from RefSeq and is a predicted model, not a curated record. Gene Ontology annotation, molecular function: 3-oxoacyl-[acyl-carrier-protein] synthase activity; phosphopantetheine binding; fatty acid synthase activity.